Oreochromis aureus is the source of this 5720-nucleotide messenger RNA. Its product is annotated as disks large homolog 1-like. Gene Ontology annotation, cellular component: postsynaptic density membrane; neuromuscular junction; neuron projection. The record is from RefSeq and is a predicted model, not a curated record. NCBI's taxonomy places the organism in Eukaryota, Metazoa, Chordata, Actinopteri, Cichliformes, Cichlidae. Gene Ontology annotation, molecular function: kinase binding. Gene Ontology annotation, biological process: chemical synaptic transmission; neurotransmitter receptor localization to postsynaptic specialization membrane. The coding region runs from base 476 to 3406 and encodes 976 amino acids. The transcript has 26 exons.
UCUGGACUAACCCGCAGAGCUCCGGAGCCGCCUCCUCCUCCACCCAGCAGCAGCAGCGGGCAGCUCAUGCAUGCGCCGCCUGCACAGCAGCGGGUGUUUCCCGGACUUUGGCACACUGCAGUUCCAAGCCAGAUCUGCACUUUUCGGAGCCAGCUCCAGAGUCACCCUGCGCGGUGCUCUCCGGCGGGGAACUGCAUCUCUGAGACUCGGUAGCUCAGCGGAGCUUCGUGGGGCUUCACUUGUUAGCGGGACUGCUGGCUGAGCCGUCCCCGGAGGCUCGCUGUUGUUGUGCCAGUCUGCCCCCCGACGCUCUGUCCGGAGGGCUUUUGGCUCGGAGGGAUUUUCUUCAGCCCUGACUUGGAGCGGUGACAGCGGCGGGUUUAUCCGGCGGAACCGCGAACAAAAACCGUCCUGUGUGAGGACUGCAUGCGGCUGAGGCGGAUCUAGCCGUGCCGAGCCGAGCCAGACCCCCACCAUGCCAGUGAGAAAGAAAGACGCACAGCGAGCGCUGCAGCUGCUGGAGCAGUACCGGGCCAAGCUGAACCACACUGAGGACCGGCAGCUCCGACACUCCAUCCAGAGGGUCAUCGACAUCUUCCAGAGCAAUCUCUUCCAGGCUCUCAUAGAUAUCCAGGAGUUUUACGAAGUGACCUUAUUGGACAGUCAGAGAUGGGUGGAGUCUGCCAAGGGGGCGGACCCCAUGGCGCCCGUCAACCUAUGGGACUUCUCCAGCCUUCAAAGUACAACGGUGACCUCGGACACGCUGCCCAGCCUUAGCACCAGCAUCGAGAAGUACAGGCACCACGAUGAGGACUCGUCCCCCCAGGACCAGAGCUCCCCCCAGCUGACGGAGGAGGCGGGGGGCCCAGAGCUGGUCCAGGUAGCAGAGAAGAACCUUUCCCAGAUCGAGAAUGUGCACGGCUACGUCACCCACGCUCACAUCUCACCGAUGAAGGUAGCGUCUCUGGAGUGCAUCUUUGACGGCUCAACUUUAGGACAGCAUCACCCGGAGCUCCCCUCCCCUACGUCCUCCACUCUCUACCCCCAUGGAGAGGACAGCCCCCUCCCCUCCUGCUCCUCCAACCCUUACCCCCCGAUCCAGCAGGCCGAGGCCGCCCCGCCUUCCUCACCCAUAAUCCCCGUGAUCCCAAUCUCGCCAAUCCCAGCCGAGACCACCGCCAUCCCUCCAACGUCACAGGCCAAUCCUCCGCCUGUGGUGGUCAACGCAGACAGCCUGGACACACCUCCAUACGUGAAUGGGACGGAGGCUGAUUAUGAGUACGAGGAGAUCACGCUGGAGCGGGGAAACUCGGGGCUGGGCUUCAGCAUUGCAGGCGGCACCGACAACCCUCACAUCGGUGAAGACCCCAGCAUCUUCAUCACCAAAGUGAUCCCCGGAGGAGCAGCAGCGCAGGAUGGACGGCUCAGGGUCAAUGACGUCAUCCUGAGAGUCAACGAGGUGGAUGUUCGGGAUGUGACCCACAGCCGAGCCGUGGAGGCGCUGAAGGAGGCGGGAUCUCUGGUCCGACUCUACGUCCGCAGGAGGAAACCCGUCUCAGAGAAAGUGAUGGAGAUCAAGCUGGUGAAAGGACCCAAAGGUCUCGGCUUCAGUAUAGCGGGCGGCGUGGGGAACCAGCACAUCCCCGGCGACAACAGCAUCUACGUCACCAAGAUCAUCGAAGGCGGAGCGGCUCAUAAAGACGGGCGGCUGCAGAUUGGAGACAAACUGCUGGCUGUGAACAGCUCCUGCCUGGAGGAGGUGAGCCACGAACACGCCGUCACUGCCUUGAAAAACACUCCCGACGUGGUCUACUUGAAAGUGGCUAAACCCAACAGUGUCUUCAUGAACGACAGCUUCGCUCCGCCCGACCUCACCAACUCGUACUCCCAGCGCAUGGAGAACCAUAUCAGCCCCCCCAACUUCCUGGGUCAGCCCCUCCCUCCGCCAGCGUCCUCGGGGCGUUACUCUCCGACCCCGAAGAGCACGCUGGGAGAUGAUGACGUCACCCGGGAGCCGAGGAAGGUGGUGCUUCAUAGAGGAGCGACGGGACUAGGCUUCAACAUCGUGGGCGGGGAGGAUGGCGAGGGGAUCUUCAUCUCCUUCAUCCUCGCCGGAGGACCUGCUGACCUCAGCGGAGAGCUGAGGAAAGGAGACCGACUCGUCUCCGUGAACGGCGUGGACCUCCGUAACGCCACCCACGAACAGGCCGCCGCCGCCCUGAAGAACGCCGGGCAGACAGUGACCAUCGUCGCCCACUACAGACCAGAAGAGUACAGCCGGUUUGAGGCAAAGAUCCACGACCUGAGGGAGCAGAUGAUGAACAGCAGCAUCAGCUCGGGCUCUGGGUCUCUGCGGACGAGUCAGAAGAGGUCGUUGUACGUCAGAGCUCUGUUCGACUACGAUAAGACGAGAGACUCCGGUCUGCCGAGUCAGGGCCUGAACUUCAAGUUCGGAGACAUCCUUCACGUGGUGAACGCCUCCGACGACGAGUGGUGGCAGGCGAGGCAGCUGACGGCGCAGGGAGAGGUGGAGGAGGUGGGGGUGAUCCCCAGCAAGAGACGGGUGGAGAAGAAGGAGAGGGCGAGGUUAAAGACGGUGAAGUUUAACGCCAAGUCUCGGGACAGAGGGCAGUCUCUCAAUGACAAGCGUAAAAAGAACCUCUUUUCCCGAAAGUUUCCGUUCUACAAGAGCAAAGAGGCGAGCGAGCUGGAGACCAGCGACGUCGACCAACAUGUGACGUCUAACGCCAGCGAUAGUGAGAGUAGCUACCGUGGGCAGGAGGAGUACGUGCUGUCCUACGAGCCCGUCGUUCAGCAGGAAGUGAACUACACCCGCCCCGUCAUCAUCCUCGGCCCCAUGAAGGACCGCAUCAACGACGACCUGAUCUCAGAGUUCCCCGACAAGUUUGGAUCCUGCGUCCCUCACACGACCCGGCCAAAGCGGGACUACGAGGUGGACGGCAGAGACUAUCACUUUGUGAUCUCCAGAGAGCAGAUGGAGAAGGACAUCCAGGACCACAAGUUCAUCGAGGCGGGGCAAUACAACAACCACCUGUACGGGACCAGCGUGCAGUCGGUCCGGGAGGUGGCAGAAAAGGGCAAACACUGCAUCCUGGACGUGUCGGGUAACGCCAUCAAGAGACUCCAGCUGGCUCAGCUCCACCCCAUCGCCAUCUUCAUCAAACCCAAAUCGGUGGAGAACAUCAUGGAGAUGAACAAGCGUCUGACGGAGGAGCAGGGCAAGAAGACCUUCGACCGAGCCAACAAGCUGGAGCAGGAGUUCACCGAGCAUUUCACAGCCAUCGUGCAGGGCGACACGCUGGAGGAGAUCUACGACCAGGUCAAGCAGAUCAUCGAGGAGCAGUCGGGUCCCUUCAUCUGGGUUCAGUCCAAGGAGAAGUUAUGAAGUUGGCCGCUCCUCCUCCUCCUCCUUGUUUUGACGGACGAGUCGACCUGCAGACGUCCCCUCCCCCACGCCUCACCCUCCACUCGCCCCAUCAGCGACGCAGCGGCCGACCCGAGUUCAGUUUAGCUUCUUUGUUUUUUUCUUUUUUUGCCUGAUAAGACUUCAUGUUUGGGUCUCCUGACCAGCAGAGCAAAGCACACAGGAAGUUUGAUGACAUCACACUCAACGCGGUACAGCUCCUUAAUGUUUAAGGGAGGAGAACUUUAGAGGAGGAGAAGAAGAAGGUACCUGGAAGUGACGAGAAGAAACGUACGAAGUGGAUUUUAUGUUUAGUUUUUUGGUUUGUGGUUUUUUUUUUCCUUUUUUUUUGUCUUGUAAGGUAAGCAGGUGGGCGGAGUUUCAGUCUCAGGCAGCGUCUGUCGGUCCGGAGGAGGCGGAGACACAAAAAGCAAAACUUUGCACGUUUGAGCUUUAACAGCAUGUCAGUUAAUCCCGUUUAUUUUCCCAUCAGCCCCUUCGCCUCACGUCUGAUGUCACCGCUUUUCUCUUCUGCUCGUUUUUUAGACUCGAUUCACGUUUUGUUUGUUUUUUAUUUUCGCUCCUCGCUGCUGCUGGAUGUUCGUCAGGACGCUGCGAGGUUCCUGCUCUGCUGCUAGAGGGCGCCGCAAGGCUUAACAAAGGAAAACAACAAUUUCUUUACUUUGUUUUUAAAGGAAACGGUUUUAAUCAUUUAUAAUUUUCUGUCAAUGAGCAUGAAACUGACAGAUUUUCUGAUUUCGGGGAUGAAUCGUUGAUCGAACUGAUUGAAUUCCGGUUAUUGAUAAAAAAUAAAAGCUUUGAUGUUUCUGCAGACGUCGAAUCGUUUCUCACCAAAACACUGAGACAAAGAGACAGAAAAAUACAAAUAUUUUUAUAGAUGAAAAUAAGCUGAGUGCAAUCAUCAAAAAUUAUAAAUCAUAUCUAUAAAAAAUAUUUUAUUCAUUAACAACGUCUUUAAUUUCACUAAAACACCAAAUGCAAGACAAAAAUUCCCAAAUAUGUUUAUUUUAUUACCAGAAAAAUCUCUAAAAUAUUAGAAAUAACAGAAAAUCUAAUAAAAAGCAAACUAUUUUAUUUCACUAAAGAAAAUUAUCUCAGACUUUUAUGAAACUCUGAUUAUGCCAAAUAUGGUUUAUGAUAAAAUCUCAUUUAAAAAACUAAAUAUUAAAAUCAAGGAAAAUGCGACAUUUUACGCUUGUUACAAAAACUGCUCAUAAUUAAUAAAAAGAAGAUUUUUAUAAAAGAUCCAGAACAUCAAGAAAAAGAUAAUCUAAUGCACGAAAAUAACUUGAAUUACCAGAAAGUACAAAACAAAUUAAAUUGUUUUAACAUAAAUGAAUUUAGAAUAACUUAAAUUUUAAGUUUAGAAUAACUUAAAAUCCCAAAUCCUUAUUUUAUUUACAAACGCAACAGAAUCAUAAGAAAAAAUAGAUUUAUUAUAUUAUAACCCCUAAAAUCUUAAAAAUAAAAGAUUUUUUUAUUUUACCAAACUUCCUGAAAACCAGUGAAACAAGAAUUAUAAUACAUUUUAUUACAACAAUCUAUUUUAUUAUAAUGAAAUUAUAACUGUAACACUUAUGAAAACUUUAAAAAUACAAGAAAAUUAGAAAAUAAUUAAAAGCACGUCAGAGCUGCAGGACAGAACACGAGGACGUAACCCCGACGUUUACGAGCGUCUCGUACUCGUGAGAUCUGAACUUGUGAUUUUAGAUUCUCUUCAGCUGAUUUUUUUCUUUUCUUUUUUUCCUCACUUGGACGAACUCUUUCUCUCGACGAGUUCACAGUCGCAUGACGGAGCGGCGCCCUCUGCAGUUAGAACCCCGCCGGUUGUCGCGGUGACAUCCGUCAGCGUCGCCAGUGUCUUACCACAAAAACGAUGUCGAUCAUGCGUUUCGUGCGGCCGAGCCCAGAGACGAGCUGCCACCUCCGGGCGUCCACAGGUGUCGGAAACACGAUUAUUGUACAAUGAGAUUCCUACAGAUAUUUAACCCUCGGUAAACUGCCUAUUUUGUUAUAAUAAAGUCUAUAUUGAACUUUACUUAAGCACUACUACUACGGGAAUUAUUUUCUUUGCAUUGUUAAUCAUAUAUGAAUAGAAAAGUAUAAAGAUAUUUGAAUAUGAAUAUAUUUUUUCUUUUUCUUUGAUCACCACCUCCUCUGUCUUUUAAUUUUCUUUUUUAAGCAUAAUAAAAACUUAACAAGAAAACCUGUGUGUUCAUUUAUAAAAGUCACGCUUCAGUCGGCCUGUCUGAACACGUGUUGAACAUUGAACAGG